Molecule: messenger RNA, 1347 nt
Organism: Drosophila melanogaster (fruit fly)
Lineage: Eukaryota; Metazoa; Arthropoda; Insecta; Diptera; Drosophilidae
Exons: 2
Coding region: 64-846 (260 amino acids)
Source: RefSeq, marked reviewed
ACUGAGUAGUAUAAAUACCGUAGGUACUACGAUCAGUCGGUAGGACUCUCAGUCAAAGCAAUAAUGAAAAUCUUCGUGGCUAUUUUGGCUUUUGUGGCCGUUGCCAGUGCGGCUUCCAUGGGCCAGCCCAUUGAAACCCAGUCGAUCUCCAGCACGAUUGUGGAUGUGAUCGAGGGCAUUAAGGAGCAGAUGCCCUGUGGCUUUACCAGUGUCGGCCUGCCGCCAUUGGCUCCUCUUAGAAUUGACCAUCAGGAUAUCAACAUCGAUAGCAGCGUGCUGAAGGCUCAGGGAACCAUUGAUCACUUCCGCCUGAACGGUCUGAAUGAUUUUGAUAUCGAUGAGAUGAAGGUCAACGCCAUCACCAGCAAGGUGACCUACAAGUUCACUUUCCGCGACGUGAACGUGGAUACCCAAUACGAUUUGAGUGUGCUGCUAAAGAAGUACGGAUUUACCAUCAAUCUGAUCGGUGCCGGACAUGCCAAAUUCGCCAUCAAGGAUAUGGUUAUCUGGGGCACUAUGAAGUACUCACUCGGCGUGAUCAGCGGCAACCUGAAGCUGAAGUCAUUGGAGGUCCGCACCCACUUGGGUGAGGUUGAUUCCGAGAUCGAGGGCAUCCUGGGCGAUGGCAGCAUCAACGAGAAGAUGAAUGAGUACUUGGCCGAGGCCGUGGAGCUGGCCAUCAAUGAGAACGAAGAUCUGAUUGCCGAUACCAUCGAGAGUAUUGCCCUGCCCGCCGUCAACAGCGUUCUGGACGACAUCAGCAUCGCCGAGAUCAUCUCCGGUGCCGGUGGUGAUGGUGAGGGUGGAGAGAAGGAGGCCUGCAUUCCCCCCGAGUUCGAGUGGUAAACAAAUCAUCGGUCAUUAAACAACCGUUUAUGAAUCAAGAAUUCGUCACCUGGCUCUUUUCUUGCGGGACUGGCUUUCGGUGGGUUUUUUUUUGUUCAUUGCAUUGGGAAAUUUAAACGAUGUUUUAAAAAGCUUAAUAUUUACAACAUCCAUCAGCUUUCAUUAUAUUUCAAAGACGGUCUAAUCUCAAGUUGUGUCCUAUCUGUCAUAAAACACUUUGCCAAAUUAUUUGCCGAUUAAUAAAGCUACUUCACAUGCACAGAAAAAAAAUGUAGAUUCAUACAAAAUAAUAUAAUAAGAUAUAGCGAUUUUCAGAAUAUGAUUUUUAUAUCAAAGGGAAUAUCUUAGAGCACUGUACUCAAUACCUCACCAUUUUGUGUCAAUAAACAAUAAUUUUGAUAUGAGAGGAAUGCCCCUAAUAUUUCUUUAAACCUUUAUAAACACUAAUUAUUUAAGAAUAAAUAACAAAUUGUUCCAUAUUUCAACCAUGUUUUUGUAAAU